Molecule: messenger RNA, 1120 nt
Organism: Spirodela intermedia
Lineage: Eukaryota; Viridiplantae; Streptophyta; Magnoliopsida; Alismatales; Araceae
Source: the annotation of a GenBank genome assembly
AUGCCGCGGAUUCGCUGGGAUUCAGGCUUUCUCGGAAACGAGAAGCCGAUGGCGCCGCUGGGAUGCCGCGAAUUUGAUGACUUCGACAUCAACCCACCAUGCCAAGUGCCCUUCAUGGGGCGGCUAGAUUCUGCCGCCGCCGCCGGCGGCGGAGGCGGGCUGAUCAAGUCAUACGGGUGGGUCCUUCGCCAUUGCGCCGCGAUCGGCUCGUUAAGUGGAUCGGUUGACCGCGGAGGUUCCCUUAAGUGACUUGCAUGCUUUGGAAGUAUGGAUGGUGGGAAUAAUAUGACGUAAUCGUCGGACAGUCAGCGAACUUGAUGUUACUUCUUUCCAUAUAUAUUUCUACUUUCCGAAUCUGGUUUGCAUGCCAAUCGCCUUCUUUUUUUCCCGUCGCUCCUUCGAGUCCUCCGCAAUCCCUCAGGCGCACCGAUCGAAUUUUCUCUGAUCCUUAGUCUCUCUCUCUCUCUAUCUAUCUAUCUAUCUAUAUAUAUAUAUAUAUAUAUAUAUAUAUAUAUAUAUAUAUAUCCAUCUAUCUGUCUGUCUGUCUGUCUAUCUAUCUAUCUAUCUAUCUAUCUGAGGACUAGGAAACGGAUAGAUACCUGUAUGACUUGACCUUGUUCUCCCUGUGAAGGGCCGCCGCUUUGGUUGAUUAUUUCCUUCCAAAUUAAUGGACGCCUCACAGCGCCAAUGAACCCCCGCUCAAGGUCAAAGGAGAGGCCCGUCGCCUUCUAUCGCGAAGCAAAUCAUGAUCAUAGUUUAAUAAACAAAUAAAGGCGCCAACAUCUCGCUCUUGUUGUGGGAGGAAAGAGAUAGUAAGUGGCUUGCGGCGUUAGGGUCGUUCCCGGGAUUGUUGGAAUGGAAGAUAAGAUCCAUCUUUUAUUAAGGGAAAUGCAGCCGUGUAUUUUCAGCGGCACCGCCUGCACUCUGGAGGCUCCUCGAGGUCAUCUUCGCUCGGUGGUGGGAGCCUGACCCCGGCCAUUGUCCUUCACUUGCCUGCCGUCACGACUAGGGCUCCCCCUUUCCCUCCCUUCCCCGGAAAGAGAUCCUGGUGGAUUACAUUUAAUGGCCAGCUUUCCACCCAAUAAAAAGGGAACAGCUACUUUCUUCCGCAGUCCAUUAG